GUGGAAGGGAUGGAGAGAGAGAAGGAGAGAGUGAGGAGGGGUUUAAUCCUGCCUGGAUUAUUGUAUAAACUGGUGCCAGAGAGCAGGAAGAGAUAUGCUGGAGAGAGUGAGAGGAAGUCCCACUAUCCCUCCAUCCAUCACUCCAUCCAUCUGACUCUCCAUCCGGUGGAGUAUUUGUUCUCCCGGUGCUGCGUGAUUUUGGUUUUGGAUCCACGAGGAUGUGAGGGUCAGCAGACCGGACGGCAGACGGGAAAAAAAAAAUCUGAAAUCGCAGCCGGAUUUCUUUCGGCAGUGUGUGUGUGUGUGUGUGUGUGUGUGUGUGUGUGUGUGAUCUGUGUGUGUUCGUUUACCAUGCGGCCUGACGAGGACUGAAGUCGUGUGAAGUUUGCCGGGACAUCUUAAGUCUUCUCGGCAUCCUGUAGAAUCGAAUAGAGAGGGAGAGUGGAUGGGACGAGUGGAUGAUGGGAGGAGUACAAAUGGGAUUAAGAGGCGUAGAGAGGGAGGCGUAGGAAUAUGGCGAGACUCCGUUGUGACUCCUGCUGCGCAGAAGUGACCUUUGACAUCGAAGACAGCCGCUCUCUUGACUCUUUUGUUUGCCGGGAUCACCUGCUGAGCUGACGCUGACUCAUCAGUCAGACACUUCUUGUUCAUCGCCGGUCAUAUUUUGAAAUCUCUUUAAAGACCCUCACGCCACAAAGGAAGGAAUGGUUUUAAAACUAUGACAACAUGCCACACGUGCAACAAUCACUGGACUGAUGCAAUUCGCAGCAGCUGCGGGGAUGAACGGCCGGAGUCGGGGAAACGCUGGGAAUGCCACUAAAUCGGACAGAAGUGGGCCGCGGAGAGGGAGGCUGAUGAUGCUGCAGUGGAUUAUCCUCCUCGGCUCGCUGUGCCCGAUGGUCGACGGGCAGAUGAAGAUCCCACCAGAAACGGUGCAGCAGUGGGCCGUGUCCUUUGGCAAAGACAUAGCUGCCCUGUCCGCCAGAUACUCGGGAGCUAAACUGCUCCAGAAGAAAUACAAGGAUAUCGAGGGAACGGUGAAGAUGGAGGAGGUGGAUGGACAGGAGCUGGUGAAAAAGUUUGCAGAGGAGAUGGAGGAGAUGCUCGGGAGGAAGAUGAAGUCUGUGAAGAGGUUAGCAGAAGCAGCAGAGGACGCUGAUUUAUACCACGAGUUCAACGAAACACUGGAGUUUGAUUACUAUAACUCCAUGCUGAUCAACUCGUAUGAUGAGGAUGGGAACUCUGUGCCGCUGGGAGGAGAAUUCCCUCUGGAGGAAAACGAGCACUUCAAUAAACUGCCAGUCAACACACAGCAGAGUAACAUACAAGUCCCCACUAAUGUCUACAAUAGAGAUCCAGACAUUCUCAAUGGAGUCUACAUGUCUGAGGCUCUGAAUGACGUGUUCAUCGAUAACUUCAAUAAAGAUCCAACUCUGACGUGGCAGUACUUUGGCAGCUCCACAGGCUUCUUCAGGCUGUACCCAGGGAUCAAGUGGACUUCAGAUGAAAAUGGUGUGGUCACCUUUGAUUGUAGAAACAGAAAUUGGUAUAUCCAAGCUGCCACAUCCCCUAAAGAUGUGGUCAUUGUGGUGGAUGUCAGUGGCAGUAUGAAGGGACUCAGACUGACCAUAGCCAAACACACCAUCAACACAAUCCUGGACACAUUGGGAGAAAAUGACUUUGUUAACAUUAUUGCUUACAGUGACUACGUUCGCUACGUGGAGCCCUGCUUCAAGGGCACGCUUGUACAAGCGGAUCUGGAUAACAGAGAGCAUUUCAAGCUUUUGGUAGAAGAGCUACAUGUCAAAGGAGAGGGCAAAGUGAAAUAUGCAAUGAAGGAAUCUUUCAAGAUCCUCAAUGAGGCGGCUGCACUGGGCCAGGGCAGCCUGUGUAACCAGGCCAUCAUGCUGAUUACAGAUGGAGCCAUGGAGGACUUCCAGGAAGUUUUUGAAGAGUUCAACUGGCCAGAACGAAGGGUUCGAGUGUUCACCUAUCUAAUUGGACGAGAGGUGACAUUUGCUGAAAAUGUCAAAUGGAUCGCCUGCAACAACAAGGGUUACUACACCCACAUCUCUACGCUGGCUGACGUGCAGGAAAAUGUGAUGGAGUAUCUCCAUGUUCUCAGCCGGCCUAUGGUCAUCAACCAUGAUCAUGACAUCAUCUGGACUGAGGCCUACAUGGACAGUGUGCUGUUCAACACUCAGGCCCAAAGCCUGCUCCUGAUGACCUCAGUAGCCAUGCCUGUGUUCAGCAAGAAGAAAGAGACUUUGUCUCAUGGGAUUCUGCUGGGAGUGGUGGGGACUGAUGUGGCCCUAAGAGAACUGAUGAGAUUAGCUCCAAGAUACAAGUUGGGUGUCCAUGGUUACGCUUACCUCAUCACUAACAAUGGCUACAUCCUGUCUCAUCCUGACCUUCGACCUCUGUAUAAGGAGGGAAAGAAGCUAAAGCCAAAACCCAACUAUAACAGUGUUGACCUAUCAGAGGUGGAAUGGGAAGACACGGAGGAGAAACUGAGGACAGCCAUGGUUAAAGGAGAAACUGGAACAUUAUCUUUAGACGUGAGAACUUCGGUGGAUAAAGGAACGAGAGUGAUGUUCCUGAAGAAUGAUUACUUCCACACCGUCAUCAACGAGACACCGUUUAGUCUGGGUAUAGUGUUAACGCGGGGAUAUGGACAGUAUAUCUUCAUAGGAAAUGUCUCUGUUGAGGAAGGUCUUCAUGACUUACUGGCUCCAGAUCUGAUCAUAGCCAGCGAGUGGACAUACUGUGAGACAGACAUUGACCCAGCCCAUCGCAAGCUGAGCCAGCUGCAAGCUGUAGUAAGAUACCUCACUGGCAAAGAACCAGAUCUGGAGUGUGAUGUGCUGCUGUUGCAACAAACUCUGUUUGAUGCCGUGGUCACGGCUCCUAUGGAAGCUUACUGGACGGCCCUCAUGCUCAACACAUCUGGUAUUGAAGAGGGGGUAGAAACAGUGUUCUUGGGAACCCGUUCAGGCCUGUUGAGAUUCCAGCGGUACACUGGCAUUGAGAAAAGAGUUGCCAAGUCUUUCCUGACCUCCACAGACAAGGAGAAUAUGUUCACAUUGGACCAUUUCCCAGUGUGGUACCGCAGAGCUGCCGAGUACCCAGCGGGACAGUUUCUAUACUACAUGCCCAGACAGGACACGAGAGCAGGGAGGAUAGUGAUCGCCACCACUGCUGUCACCGUGACGGUGGGCACGAAAACCGCCAUCGCUGGAGCCAUCGGUGUCCAGAUGACUCUGGAGUUGCUUGAGUCCAGAUUCUGGGCCAUCACGCAACAGCCAAAUGACACAGACUGCUCUGACGUCGAAGGGAUCUGUCCUCUUCGGUGUGACAGAUUUGAUAUCGACUGCUACGUGAUUGACAAUAAUGGCUUUGUCCUAGUUUCUAAACAGCGUAAUGAUGCGGGGAGGUUCUUUGGUGAGAUUGACGGAUCAGUGAUGACCACACUUAUCAGAAUGGGCAUGUUCAAAAGGGUGUCCCUGUUCGACUACCAGGGCAUGUGUAAGAUGAACUCGCACUCCGUCAGCAGCGCCCGUCCACUUCUCAGCCCGUUCUACGGUUUGGCUUCAGCACUCAAGUGGUUCCUCUCCAACUUCCUACUGUUUCUCCUGGAGUUUAAUAUCUGUGGCUUCUGGCACACGGAGCAUUUUGCUGAGGCGAAGUCAUCUUUCAGCGUGUCCUCGUCUCAUAAGAAAAAAGGGGACAUCCUGCAGCCGUGUGACACCGAGUACCCCAGCUUUGUUUAUGAGCCGUCAGUCAAAGAGACCAACAGCAUUAUUAAGUGUGGACGCUGCCAGAAGAUGUUUGUGGUGCAACAGAUACCAGACAGCAACCUUUUGAUGCUGGUGGUUCAGGCGGACUGUGACUGCUCCAGACAGUACGGACCGCUCACCAUGGAACCAGAGGAAGUCAAAUAUAACGCCUCAGUGAAGUGUGACAGGAUGAGGUCCCAGAAGAUUCGCAGGCGGCCCGAGUCCUGCCACGCCUACCACCCACAGGAGAACGCCAACGACUGUGGACGGGCUUCUUUCAUAUCUCUCUCAGCCUCUCUCUUCAUUAUCUGUCUCUCCAUCUCGGCACUUGCCUCCUGAUGAUGGACAACUUUGCUGUUUCAUCCAUUAUCUUGUAAAGAAAGAGAUGAAUCAAGAGAUGUGUUUGGACACUGGACACCUCAAUUGGAUUUUUUUUCUUCUAAAUGUACCUUAUCCUGGACAAUUUGCUCAUGACAACCACAAGCCUCGUCUCUCCCGGUGGACAUUCAGUGGGGUUCAUGAGCAUUCGUUGGUUGAUUCCUGGAAAUCAUUUAAUCUGAAGGAAAAAUAACUGCAAAACAAGCAAGUUAACGGGCUGUUGUUGCCAUGGAUACUUUUUCAAUAGUUGCUUUCUCACAUGCCAAUUUGCAUCUCAAAAGGAAAAUGGACAAAAGAGAUGCAGAUGGUGGCUGUGACGCGCAUCGAUACAAGAGGAUCUUGAGUCACAAGAUGCAACUUAACACAGGCCAGGGGGAAAAAUAGGUUUUUGGUUUCUCAUAUCACACUAAAUUGUGUGUUGCGGACACACAUGCAUAUUAUAUAUGCGGCUGCAAGCAUGCACACGACCAACGCUAAUAAUCGUGAUUAAUAACCACUGAGACAAGGGCUACAGAAAUGUGUAGGGAAUCAUGUUUUCCAUGGUUGUUUGCAAUAUUGAUGAGUAAUGGACAAUAAAAAUGGGGAUGUUCAGCCCCUUGGGGGGGAUUUCAUUUUUGUGUUCAUACUUUGAUGACAUCCCAAAAAUAUUUGUUUCUUUUAAAAAUGUCUGUCUGCCUUUCUGUCUUUAUCAGCUGUGUCUUUCUCUGUGUCUGUGCAUAUUGUUUGUAAGUACGUUUGUCUCUUUUUUCUGGACAUGUGGAACUCUUACAGCGUGUCGGUCUGCAGUCAGCAUGGAUAACAUGAUGGUGGACUAAAGGUCAAAAUGCUUUUAGAUAAGUCGUGAUUUUGUGUGUGUGCGCAGGGUGAGGAUGCACAUACAUGGUUUCAAUCUGCAUGUGUUUACCACAAAUGAUUAUUUGCACCGAAAUAUAAAUGUUUAAGAGGUUAAAAAGAAGAGUUUAAAUGCAUUUGAUGGAGACUUUGGUUUUACUGAACUUUUCAUAGCCCUCAACUUCAUUUACAGGCUAUUUACUGCUGCCAUAAAUAAAAAUAUGAUUUUAUAAUAUGAUUUAAAAAAAAGACAAGGUUGCAUUCACUCUGAGAAACAUUAUUGUCGUAUGGAUGAAACUUGGUCAUGGCUUAAUUUUUGAAAAUGUCAUGUUGAUUCAUAUGUAAUUGCAAUGUAAAUUAAUAUUGUGAAUCAUCAUAUGGGGUAUUUUUUGCAUACAUAUGAUGUGCGUUUCAUAUUUUGCUAAGCAUUUAAUUUUCCCUGAUUUAAAAAAAUAUAUAUUUCUCACCAGCUUACAAAGCAUGUCUUUGAGUUGAACUAAUUCUGUCGACAAAAUUGCCUCAGAUUUUGCCUGUUUAGGUAAUAGAUUCAGAUAACUAUUAUGUGUGUGCGCAUCAUGACAGUUUGUUCUCUCCUGUUGGACUCGUAUGACAAUAUUUUGAAUCAUCUGUUUCAUUUUUGUUUGUAAUUAUCACAAUACAAUAUCCUGUAUACUGUCUGGUUGAUAUGUCCACAUUGUAUGUUGGUUGACUGAUGGCAUUAUUUGUAUAGAAUAAAUAAAAUUAUCCUCAUUGUU
This is a messenger RNA of Scophthalmus maximus (turbot), 5740 nucleotides long. RefSeq names its product calcium channel, voltage-dependent, alpha 2/delta subunit 4a (gene cacna2d4a). Gene Ontology annotation, molecular function: voltage-gated calcium channel activity. Gene Ontology annotation, cellular component: voltage-gated calcium channel complex. Bases 756 to 4115 code for a protein of 1119 amino acids. The transcript is spliced from 40 exons. The record is from RefSeq and is a predicted model, not a curated record. Lineage: Eukaryota; Metazoa; Chordata; Actinopteri; Pleuronectiformes; Scophthalmidae.